GGUUCUACUGUUUUUAUCCGGGAGCUGGGGUUUUUGUUAUCCUCUUGCUUUUGUUUUGCCUCGUUUCUCUCUCUCCCCCCGUGGCUCUGGUUCUUGCUCCCGUCCAGGAGAAACCCUAGUCCCCAUCGCCUCGCUUGGGAUCUCAAGCUGCUCGGGUUCUUCGAUUCCUUUUUCUUGGAAUCACCGAUUCCAGGUGCGGCCCGCUUCCUUUCCGUCUCUCUCGCGCCGCCGGCGCGAUCUGUGUAUUUAUACGGGUUCCUGCUCUCUUUUGAUCUUUGUUGCUCGGUUCGGCGUUCCUUGGAGGUAGCUCGUGUUCUGACGAAACUUUCGCGCGCCAUAUCUCUGUUGGAUUGAAAAAUCUUGUUCGAAUUUCGUGUUCUUGUUCGUUAAAAUUCCUUCUUCCUUCUUCAAAACUCUGGCUUUCGCUUCGUUCUUAGGUUUUUUUUUAUUUGUAAUCUUUUUUUCGUCGGAUUGUCUAGAAAACUUUGGACUCGAUACAUGAACCCUUGCGGGAUUCGUGUUUUUAUAAUUAAAAUCCGAUCGAUGUUCUGGGAUUGGUCUGUUUGCGCUGUAAUUUCUUGAUUCCUGAGGGUUUUACUUGGUUUUUCUUCUUUUUCUUGUUUUUAUUCCGUUUUUAUGUUUGGUCUUUGAAAAAAGCCGUCACAUUUUGCUCUAGAACAAGGAAAAGCCUUCAUCUUCAGGUGAAAGUCAGAGGCGUGGUCCGUAUUCGGAGCGUAACCGUGUAUUUCUCAUUGCUGGUCAAGAUACGGAAGGUAAUACAUCAUCAUCAGUGGUUUUGUGCAGUAGUCCUUGAACCUUGCGCGUGGCUUGAGGUUUGUCUAGCUCUCACAAGGACGAGCUACUGUCUUGGUCUGCAUGCUGUUUCCUUCUAGAACAUUGGUUGCUUUGAUCUUAUCUGAUGACACCAGUGUCUGCUAAUAAUUGGUUGUAGCUUAAUCUCACUGCGUAGUUUUCUCUCUUAUCUGGAAAUGGACCGUUGUGAUACCUCGGGAUUUGUUAGUGGAGGAGGCAAUUACCUUUUAAAGAGCCUCCGGCCUCUGUUGUAAUGCUUGUUAACUACUUAGUUUCGGAAGUCUGGCUAACUGGUUCUUUUCUGUCGUGGGUUGCUUGAGAUUAGAGAUCCUUCCUGCAAAUAGUGUCUAUGGAUAACAGAUUUGGGCACUCUGGAUUUGCUGUUGGUGCCUCAUCGACAAAUUCUUCCGUGUCUUGGGGCAGAGUUGGAUCAGGGGCCGAAUAUCAUGCAGACACCACAUUAUGCCUUAAUUCCCCUGGCAACUCCGGCCCGUAUUUUAACUUGAUAGGAACAAAGAGGAAGUGGGAUGAUAUUGAUGGAACUCAAGGUCUGAAGAAUGCUUCACUGGCACUAGGUUUAGGGUGUUCAACAAGUUCCUCAGAUAGCAGCAAGAGGAGCUCCACAACUGCUUGUACAAUGGCUUCGCCCAAAGAAACUGAUGAUGAAUCUUCCAUGGAUUUGGGCCUAAGUUUUCGUCUUAAUCUUGGCAAUGAAAAUGCACUGAUCCCCAAGAAACCUGCUGUCGCUACUCGGAAGGAGCCUAAGUUUGACCUUCAGUUAAGUCUUUCAGUGGGGCCAUCUCAAUCUGUUGUUACUAGUCUCAGUCCAGAUUCAGCCCAACAUCAGGAUAUCUUGGACUCAUCAGUAAUGGUUGGUUCAACACCAGCUGUUGAUGAAGGAUCGACAUCGUCUCGAUGGAAACGUGGGAGUAAUUUAUUGCCGUACCCAUAUGCCUCCGAGAAAACUGCUGUAGUUGUUUCUAACCAAAUGAUUCCUUGGAUAUCUGCUUCAGUUCCAGCACCAGAUCUGUCAUCUAACUGGGAGCAGAUGCUGAACAAGCCAGUUGCCUCUACUUCUGGGAUCACCCAUCCACAGCAGCGCAGCAUCAAUACAAAAUACUGCCAGUUCCAGGGAUGUGGAAAAGGAGCCAGAGGUGCUUCUGGGCUAUGCAUAGCCCAUGGUGGUGGGCGCAGGUGCCAGAGACCUGGUUGCCACAAGGGAGCUGAGGGCAGGACGAUCUACUGCAAAGCCCAUGGAGGUGGCCGCCGAUGCGAAUACCUUGGCUGCACAAAGAGUGCUGAGGGCCGGACUGAUUACUGCAUUGCUCAUGGUGGUGGUCGUCGUUGCAGCAAUGAUGGCUGUACUCGAGCUGCAAGGGGAAAAUCUGGUCUAUGCAUCAGGCAUGGUGGUGGCAAAAGGUGCCAGAGGGAGAAUUGCAUCAAGAGUGCAGAAGGUCAUUCUGGUCUAUGCAUCUCCCAUGGGGGUGGCCGUCGCUGCCAAUAUCCACAAUGCACUAAGGGCGCACAGGGCAGCACGAUGUUUUGCAAGGCACAUGGUGGAGGUAAGAGGUGCACAUUUCCAGGCUGCACCAAGGGAGCUGAAGGAAGCACACCCUUCUGUAAGGGGCAUGGUGGAGGGAAGCGUUGUGCAUUCCCAGGUGGUUGUUCAAAGAGUGUGCAUGGUGGAACUGAGUUCUGUGUUGCCCAUGGUGGGGGGAAGAGGUGUGCUGCACCGGAGUGCACUAGGAGCGCUAGAGGGCGGACUGAUUUCUGUGUUCGUCAUGGUGGGGGGAAGCGAUGCAAGUUUGAGGGUUGUGGGAAGAGCGCUCAGGGAAGCACUGAUUUCUGCAAGGCACAUGGGGGAGGUAAGCGCUGCUCUUGGGGCCAAGCAGGUUCAGUUUUUGGUGCUGGUGGCCCCCCAUGUGAUCGCUUUGCCAGGGGAAAAAUUGGGCUCUGUGCUGCACACACCGCCCAGGUGGAAGACCAUCGUGUUCACGGUGGCCACAUAGCCGAGAAGAUGAAAGAGGUGGUUGUUGAUCGAGACAUGUUCACCAAUAUGGAAACUGGCAGGCAAAGUCAAUCGAGUUGGAGUGGGCAUCAGAAGUCAGCAAUGCAUCCUGUAGUUUCUCUUCCAGAAGGUAGAGUGCAUGGUGGGAGUUUAAUGGCAAUGCUAACUAGUGAUGCAGGUCUUGGGAGCCACUCUGGAAGCCAAGUCGAGAGUGUUAAUUCUGAGCAGGGUGUACCACAUACUUUUGCUCCCAACUGGUUGUAAGGACAAAGCAGUGAGACCUGUCUGUUCCCAUUGCCGUGCUGUUUGAUUUGGUUCUGGCACAGUAUGCUCUGCUGUGGUGCUCAGGUUUUUCUUUUUUUAGCGACUCCAUGUGUGGAAAUAAGAAAAAUCAAGCUUUUCUCGUUCAUUGGUGGCUAGGACUUGUAUGUAAUUCGGUUGAUUCCCCUUUUAGAGAUAAUAAGGGGGAAAAAAAGGUUUGGACUAAACUCAUAAGGUGUUUAGUCAGCAAAUUUAGUGUUUUAGGCACUAGUGUUUGGUUCAGUAGUUUUAUUCUUAACAAAUUGUAGAUAUGGAGUCCUGUGAAUACAUAAUCAACUGUUCGGGUGCUUCAUGUUGAAACAUGCUAGACUAAUGAAAUUGCUACCUCUUUAUGUGUGAUUGUA
This is a messenger RNA of Phoenix dactylifera (date palm), 3486 nucleotides long. NCBI's taxonomy places the organism in Eukaryota, Viridiplantae, Streptophyta, Magnoliopsida, Arecales, Arecaceae. The record is from RefSeq and is a predicted model, not a curated record.